Molecule: messenger RNA, 444 nt
Organism: Carya illinoinensis
Lineage: Eukaryota; Viridiplantae; Streptophyta; Magnoliopsida; Fagales; Juglandaceae
Product: monooxygenase 2-like
Exons: 1
Coding region: 1-444 (147 amino acids)
Molecular function (GO): FAD binding
Source: RefSeq, a predicted model, not a curated record
AUGUCUAGGUUUCCAUGGGACUUGAUAUUCAGAAGCUUGAGCAAAGGGAAUAUCACAGUGGCAGGUGAUGCCUUGCAUCCUAUGACACCAGACCUAGGACAAGGUGGUUGCGCUGCAUUGGAAGAUGUCGUUGUUUUGGGCAGACACAUUGGAAACUUAAAUAUCCGAAACAAAAGACUUGUUGCUGGAGAACCGUUGGCAGGAGCCUUGGAAAGAUAUACUAAGGAGAGGAGGUGGCGUGCCGCUACCUUGAUCACGGGGUCGUAUCUAUCAGGGUGGGUACAACAAGAUGGUUCUAGGUGGUGGAUGAAAUUCUUCAGGGAUGUGAUUUUCUAUAGGCUUCUCUUCACUAGAAUAUUUAAUUUUAUACAGUAUGAUUGUGGGGAGCUGCCCUGUGUUUCAUCAAACAGUCCUGACUUGGAGAACCGAAGUAAGAUUGAGUAG